Linum tenue is the source of this 2592-nucleotide messenger RNA. NCBI's taxonomy places the organism in Eukaryota, Viridiplantae, Streptophyta, Magnoliopsida, Malpighiales, Linaceae. The record is from the annotation of a GenBank genome assembly.
GACCGGCAAAACAGGGGUGCUCUGUUUCUUGUAUAUUCUCUCUCUUUCGCUCUCUCAGUCUUUUACUCAUUAGUCUUUCUGUCUCCCAGACAUUUACCCAUUACGAAAAGAUUCCAUAUAGAGUCCGACCUCCACUAACCAGCUCAAAAAAUCGGCGGACAGCAAAAUUCCGACUCGGAAAUGGCGCCACCACAGUCCUUUUCACUCCCACUGCUCCUCUUUGCCAGAAUAUCAGCUCUCACAGUUGCAGCUCUACUCCUCUACUGGGCUCUGGUUUUUAACUCUCACCACUCCUCUCAACAUUCCCGCAUUUAUGCGUGUUUGCAGGCACGGCGGCAUAUGCUCCUGAUGGUGAUCGGUCUCAUUCUUGUUAGUGGGGAAGCAAUUUUGGUACACAGAUGGCUGCCCUGUUCCAGGAACGGAAAGAAAUUGGCGCAUUUGGGUCUCCAAGGAGUGGCUUUGAGCUGUGGGGUAUUUGGGGUUUGGACAAAGUUCCAUGCCCGAAAGGGUAUCGCGGGCAACUUCUUGAGCCUGCAUUAUUGGAUGGGAAUGAUUUGCGUUUCCUUGUUUGCUGCUCAGGUAUUAAUUCCUUCACCCCACUCUCUCUAUCUAUGCAACUGCAGUCUGCUAGUACUGUCUGUGCUAGAUUCUAGAAGUGAGGGCCUUUGUGGUCAUAACGAUUAUUAUAAUCUUGGGGAACAUUCAGGUUAUAUUAGAAGAGUCAAACCUUACGAGGUAAGUUACUAAGUUAAGAGGUUAUGUUGAUGCCUAGUGACUUUGCUGCUACUGUAACUUCUUUUAUAAUUGCCAUGGCGUCUAAAUGCUGCACUACGGAUUUAAUUUGAAUGUAGUCUAAUCUAUCUCAGCCGUUAAUUGUAUGUGAUAGUUUUAGUAUUUGACUAUUUUCGUAAACAACAGUACAACACCACCCUGUAUAUUCAAUGACCAAAAUCAUCAGUGUUGAGGCCAUUUCCUCAGCGCGUUAGCGAAUUCCUCCUAGGCACACUACUAUGGUGAAUUUUUUUCACCUUAAUCAAGUUCUACGUAACGUUGAUACUCCAGAAGGCGAACUCAUCAAUGUUCUGAUCGUAUCUCUCUCAAUGCAUACGUGCAGCAGUGGUUGCCGGGGUUCGUGAGCUUUUGUUACCAAUGCGAGAUGUGAACUGUGCGGGCGAGCAGAUUACCAUGUCACAUCUUCCUUGGUCUCUACAUUUACGCCCUUGCAGUUGCAACGGCGGAGACAGGGUUGCUGGAGAAGCUCACUUUCUUGGAAAUGAGAAGGCACAGUCACAGUACUGCCUCCAAACGCUCUCCAGAAACAGUGGUUGCUAAUGGAUUAGGGCUGGGGUUGGCUUUGCUCGGUGGAGUUGUUAUAUUGGCAGCAAUUUCUCCAAAGCACCAAACUACCCUGCAACUUAGAAGUUUGUACUCUGUGUCAAACUCCAAGUGCUAAUUCGUCUUCUUUGGAAACCAAGUUGAGUUUACAGUUUGUAGUGUAACUUUCUAUUUGUUUCCUGUUGUAUUAGAAUCCCAUGUCUGUGGAUAGUCACAACUACCAAUUGCUCUGAUCAUUCAAUUAGGCAUUUGGUAAUCAUAAUUAAGUAAUGAGCACGAGCAAUUAAGCUAUCAGUAACAAAACAAAAACAAAAGUACAAGAUUUUUACUAUUGUAUCUCAUAUGAAUUUGCUAUUACACCACUAUAAUAUCUGGUUAUCCCACAUAAUGAAUUCAUUUGGUGACCAACUGUCAUCGAGAUCAGGAUAAGGCUUGGAUACUGAAAUGCUACCAUCUCCACAGUCAAACCGAUAAAGGUAUUUCUCUUUCGGUUGGAAGAAGUAAACGGAAUUUCUCUUCAAGCCUGAUUUGCUAGCAUGACAUGGAUAACAACCCCAAGUAUUGCUCCAUAGAAAUGCUAGAUCACCCAAAUCGUCGAUCCUUAUCCAUCGCAUCAUCUCCAUGUCCAUCUUAUACACUUGCAUAUCAAUAACAACACGUAGCCUUGGGGUCUCGUAACCAAGAGCGUCAUACCGGACAAAAAGUAAGAUUUCACCCCUACAUUCCACCAACGAUAUCACCAUCGUACCUGCUCCUUUUGGAAAGUCUGGAUAAUCAAGUUCUGGUAGAACUCUUGUUAUGUACGUUUCUGGUUGUAGUUCGACUGAAACGAGUUCUGAUUUCAUUACUAGAUAUCCAUAAAUCUUACCUAGGUUGAGAACAGCUACUGCGUUGAACUCAACUCCUUGCUCACUUGGUGUUGUAAGAAUUGUCCAUUCACUAUCACCAUCUCGCCAAAGCAUUGCAAGAGCAUCAUUCUUUGCCUCUAAGUUUGAUUCAGUGCCUUCUAUUUCCCGAUCACUCUUAGCUACACCAAAAACCAUUACGACAAAUUUGGAUUCACCAGGAGGUAAAUGAAGCACAACAAAUAAGCAAUCGAAACGUCUUUCCCAAGUUGGCGAUGUCGUUUCAACCAUGGAUACCGGAUCCAAUAAAGAACAUGAACGAGCCUCGUGAUCCAUCAAAACAAGAAGACCAUGAGCACUGCUAUACACUUUCUUUCCUCUCAUUCUUGCUUCCAAUCCUAUGAUUCUUGAA